Molecule: messenger RNA, 2905 nt
Organism: Mauremys mutica (yellowpond turtle)
Lineage: Eukaryota; Metazoa; Chordata; Testudines; Geoemydidae
Product: major histocompatibility complex class I-related gene protein-like
Exons: 8
Coding region: 68-1399 (443 amino acids)
Biological process (GO): immune response
Cellular component (GO): external side of plasma membrane
Source: RefSeq, a predicted model, not a curated record
GGCGGGGUGGACGCCCCGCUGGGCUUGUGCUCUGCCCCGCCGGCGUGGGGAGACCCGGCCCGGAGCCAUGGCGCUGCCCCUCGCCCUGGGGCUCUGCUGGGGGGCGCUGGCGGCAGCAGCGGGGGAGCCCCACAGCCUGGACAUCCUGAUCACCGGGCUGAACGAGCUGGGCGGGACUCACGGGUUCUUCAUGCUGGCCAAGCUGGACGGGCUGGAGCUCGCCUCCUACAGCAGCGCCAGCCGCGAGGUGAAACCCCUCCGGGCGUGGGCAGUGCAGGCCGUUGGCGCGAGCUAUUUAAGGAAGAAGACCCAGGAGUUCAGGCUGUACGAGGCCAUCUCCCGAGUGGUGACCCACCGGUGGAUGGCGCAGCACAACCAGACCGGCGGGAUCCACACCCUGCAGCUGCACGUGAACUGUGUGCUGGAUGGGGACACCCCCGUGCGAGGGCAGUUUCACUUUGCUUUCGACGGGCAGGAUUUCCUCAUCCUGGAGAGAAACCAAUCCGCGUGGGUGCCGCUGGCACCGGAAGCCUCCAACGAGACACAUUUCUGGGAUGCUGGCCACACCUGGACCCUGUUUGCAAGGGAGUUCCUGCAGGAGGAGUGCGUGGACACCCUGAGGAGCCUGCUGCGGGGCGGGAGGGAGGCUCUGGGACGGCAGGUCCCCCCAGGCAUCUCGGUGACCUACAGAGACGCCCCCCACGGCUCCGCCACCCUCUCCUGCCACGCCAGGGGCUUUUACCCACGUCCCAUCCGCGUCUCCUGGGUGUGGGACGGGGCGGAGAUCCUGCCGCCCAUGAACACCAGCGGGAUCCUGCCCCAUGCCGACGGCACCUACCAGAUCCGGCAGUCCCUGGAGAUCCCCCCGCGGUGGGGCCACACCUAUGCCUGCCGGGUGGCGCACAGCAGCCUGGGGGAGCCGGCACCCACCAUGGCCCUGCCCGAGGUCUCGGUUUCCCGCAGAGACGCCCCCGACGGCUCCGCCACCCUCUCCUGCCGCGCCAGGGGCUUUGACCCGUGGCCCGUCCAUGUCUCCUGGGUGCGGGACGGGAAGGAGACCCCGGCGCCCCCCAUCGGCCACACGUCGGAGCUCCAGAGAUCCGUGGGGAUCCCGCAGCAGGGCGGGGCUGGGCACAGCUACUCCUGCCGCGUGCAGCACCGCGGCCUGCAGGAGGCGCUGGCGACUCCGGCGCCCGGGGAGAUGGGGGGCCCGGCCCCCGGGAUCCUGGCUGCCCUCGGCCUCGCUGCGCUGGCUGGGGCCGGUGCCGUGCUGGCUGGAGUCGUGGUGUGGAGGAGAAAGCGCUCGGACUCUGGCAGAAGCAGCUUCGCCCCGACUGCCGGAGAGGAUCCAACGCCUGGCCUGGACCCUGCCAGCCAGCGUCAGACCCCGCCUGUGUGAUGGGCUGGGCGCCUGGUGACCCACCACCCACAGCCCCUGCCGGCCCGGACCCCACUGGCCAGCGUCAGACCCCGCCUGUGUGAUGGGCCGGGCGCCUGGUGACCCCCCACCCACAGCCCCUGCCGGCCCGGACCCGCUGGCCAGCCAGGACCCCGCUGGUGUGAUGGGCCAGGUGCCCGGUGACCCCCCCCACCCACAGUCCCUGCCAGCCAGGACCCGCUGGCCAGCGUCAGACCCUGCCGGUGUGACGGGCCGGGCGCCUGGUGACCCCCCACCCACAGCCCCUGCCGGCCAGGACCCCACUGGCCCGUGUCGGACCCCGCCUGUGUGAUGGGCCGGGCACCUGGUGACCCCCCACCCACAGCCCCUGCUGGUUCGGACCCGCUGGCCAGCGUCGGACAAUGCCGCUGUGAGACGCCGGGUGCUGCUCAGCCGGGCUGGAGAUGAGGCACCAGGUUUUACCAGUGAGGGGAAUGAACCCCGGGAGCUAUUUCCCAGGGGUCCUGGUGGAUUCUCCACCCUGGCGUGUUUAACUCACAGUUGGCUGGUUUUCUCCAGGAUCUGCUCUGGGAUUAUCGGGGCAGGUCUCCGGCCCCUGCUGUGCAGGGGAUCAGACCCGAUGAUCACAGUGAUCCCUUUGGCAUUGGGAUCUGUGACUCUAUGAACCCCCAGCCCCUGACUGCCAGGAGUCGCCCGCAGCAGAGACCCCAUGCGUGGCACCGUGUGCACGGCUCCUCCCCAGACACAGCAGCCGGGAGCCGCGGGGCAGCUGGAGCGAAGCCCAGGGACGGUGGCAGAGCCGAGCGGGGAACAGGCUGUGAGUUCACCGGGCGUCCUGGCCGGGGCAGGUCUGCGGGGAACUCAGGGAGCAGCAGAGACCCGGAGCCGGGGGCCCCAGGAGAGAGACUCCCCGAGCCGGGCCCAGAAACCCACAGACACCGAUUGGCUGGACUGGAGUGGCCGCCCCCAGCACGCAGCUGACGGGCCCGGAGUCUCCACUGGGCCACCCCAGGGCCCCAAACCGGAGCCGCUAUCGGUCCCCUGGAGCUGCAGCUGCCUCUGGGCUGGGGGGAUCUGCCCUCCCCCCUUUGCCGCCAGCCCCAGUAAAUACCCCUCCCCCGAGCCGCGUGUCUGAGUGUUACUGGGACCCCCGGGGCUGGUUGUGGUGCUGCGGGCGCUGCUGGCACCCCAGGGCUCGGGGGGCUCCGGCACUGAGCAGCCUCAGUCAUUACAGCAGGUCUCUGCUCUGCUGUCCCAGCCCGCGGGGCUCUGGGAGUCACGGUAAAGCUGCAGUUAACGCCCGGAAGCAGUGUGGGAAAUACGUAGUUACCCCUGCCCCAGUGCUGCCCCCCCCCCCCCCCGUGGGGAAGGAGGAGGCUGCAGGAGUUCUGACCAAGGGGCUUAGCUACCCACCAGGGCUCCCUGCCCGCUCCAUCCCUGCUGCCCCAGAGCUAACCCCCUGCACCCCACUCCCCUCCUAGACCUGACUCCCAGCCCCUCCUGCUC